Ambispora gerdemannii is the source of this 2612-nucleotide messenger RNA. The record is from the annotation of a GenBank genome assembly. NCBI's taxonomy places the organism in Eukaryota, Fungi, Glomeromycota, Glomeromycetes, Archaeosporales, Ambisporaceae.
ACCUAAACGUUAGUCUUGUUAAAAAGUACGCACAUAAAUUGAAUUUCAAACACAAAAUGUCCGAAAUUAACAAAAAAAAGGGAUUAACAGAAAGAAACGAACAAAAACAAAAACGUCUCAAAGUCGAAAAUGAACGCCUCAAUGUCGAAAAUGAACGCCCCGGAUCCAAAAUCGAACUAAAUAAAAGUUUAGCAUCAGUUUCACACGAACACCUCGAAGUCAAAAAUGAACGCCUCAAAGUCGAAAUUGAACGCCUCAAAGUCGAAAUUGAACGCCUCAAAGUCGAAAAUGAACGCUUCGGAUCCAAAAUCGAACUAAAUAAAAGUUUAGCAUCAGUUUCACACGAACACCUCGAAGUCAAAAAUGAACGCCUCAAAGUCGAAAUUGAACGCCUCAAAGUCGAAAUUGAACGCCUCAAAGUCGAAAAUGAACGCUUCGGAUCCAAAAUCGAACUAAAUAAAAGUUUAGCAUCAGUUUCACACGAACACCUCGAAGUCAAAAAUGCACGCCUCGAAGUUAAAAAUGAACGCCUCAAAGUCGAAAAUGAACGCUUCGGAUCCAAAAUUGAACUAAAUAAAAGUUUAGCAUCAGUUUCACACGAACACCUCGAAGUCAAAAAUGCACGCCUCGUAGUCGAAAAUGAACUCCUCAAAGUCGAAAAUGAAUCCCUCAAAUUAAAAAAUAAACGCCUCGAACUAGCUAUAAGUCUUGUAAAUACGACACAUAUAUUAUUAUCAGUUUCACAUAAACCAAAAGAUGCAAAUAUAAAUAAGUAUAAAGUAAAUUUUUCGGAAGAAAUGGAUUAUAAUUUAUCAUCAUCAUUCAAAGCAACAACAAAUACAGUUGAAAAUGAAAACAAUCUUAAUUUAUCUAGUGAUAAUGAUGAUGAAAUCAAGAAUCAAUCGCAACAAAUUAACACUGAACAGCUGGGAAAAUCUAUAUUGGAUGAUUUAUUAACUCUCUUCAAAUAUAACGAAAACGAUAAAGAAUAUUUAGAGAAACUCACUACAAUAAAAUCUCUUAUGUCUUUCAACAAAAUACAAUUUUUACGAGAUAAUAUACGAUAUAGAAAAAUUCUAGGCUUUAUUUACCACUUUGGCAUUAAUAGUAAAAUUGAGGCUUUAAAAUGGUUCCAACUGUCAGCAAAAGACAAGAACACUCGAGCACGAUUUAUUCUAAGUAAACUCUCAAAUUUAUUCAAUAAUAUUGAGUUAAAAGACAUAAAUAUUCAAAACGAAAAAAUUAAACUCUUUCAUGGAAUAACUGAUCAAGAAUUUCAAAUUAUACAAUCUUCCCUGCCAGCAAUCAAAAAUGAUUCAACGCCCUUGCUUGAAAUUACCACUGGUAAAAGUUUUUUAUUGAGACGGACUACAACAUCUGAAUUAUCCUCACUAUCACAAGGAAUAACGAAGGAACAGAACUCUAUUCAGGAAUCAUUUAUCAAUGAAGCAUACGAUGAAGCGAAGACAAACAAUAUUUAUUUUGAAAUCUUAAGUGAACAACUAUCGAUCGUAUUUGAUUUUCAAACUUUAAAGCCAACUGAGAAUUUAUGUUUAUCAAUUCAAAAAGCCUUGAAAUCGAAUACACCAAUUGAAAAUUUAAAGCAUGUAUUUCAAAUAUUUGGUCAUUAUUUUCACACAAAAAUAAUCUUCGGAAAUAAAUUGCAAAGGAAUGUUCAAUUAUCUUCUCAAGAGAUGGAGGACGAAACAAAGAAAUUUGAUGAUUUUUCUGAAAUAGACCCUUUAUUAAAAAACUUGAGAGAAUUGGAUCAAUCAUUCGAUUCCUCUUAUAUGAUAGCAAUGGACGGUUAUCCGAAAAGACUAAGCCAAAUCUCUGAAUGGCUUGACACAGUACUACAUCAAGAAUCUGAGUGGUAUAUUGAGAAUUUUGUGUUAAUGUUCAACACGACAUCACUUUUGGAUUAUGACUCUGAGUAUCAGCGAAUUGAAUAUGAUAGUCAAUUGAAAAGUAAUACUUAUCAAUUGUUUGGCAAUGUAGUGACUUGCAGUGAAGAAAAGUUAGAAAGUGUCUAUGUGAAAUUUAGUAUGAAAACUAAAUUUGGAUUUUCGGUUAGCUGGCAUGAUUUUCGACAAGAUUAUAUUCAGGCAGAUGAUAAAUCAAAUUUUGACAGUGCAAGGAGGCCUUAUAAGCUUCGAUGGAUGUUAAUCGGUUGCCCAAGUGAAAUCGGAUAUUUCGAUCCUAAUACUCGUGAUAUAUCAGUUAACAUUGGAUUUGAAGAAUUGAAACUUACACAUGAUCUUGAAUCUGUGAAAAUUGAUGUUGGAAAAUCACUUUUUCAACAAGAUAUUGUCGCGUUCGAUAUCGAAUAUGCUUCCUUACCAAGUUUUUUAUUCUUCCAUACGAAUAUUGAAAAAUGGCAAGAGAGUGGAACUCUUAAAAUGCAAAUCGCAACAAUAGAGGAGGAAAAUAAAGCUAUAUUGACUGAUGAAGACGAGGAAGCCAUGUUGAUUGAUGAAAACGAGGAAGCUAUGUUGAUUGAUGAAGACGAGGACUUCACUAUUACAGUUCGGUGGUGCGUAUUAAACCUUAAAAAGAAUUCGGAAGUCAAUAUUUGGAACCAGUUGGGAAAACUAGGAGAAUUUUUAGAAUAA